This is a messenger RNA of Sinocyclocheilus rhinocerous, 572 nucleotides long. Its product is annotated as meprin A subunit beta-like. The record is from RefSeq and is a predicted model, not a curated record. Gene Ontology annotation, molecular function: protein binding. NCBI's taxonomy places the organism in Eukaryota, Metazoa, Chordata, Actinopteri, Cypriniformes, Cyprinidae. Bases 20 to 394 code for a protein of 124 amino acids. The transcript has 4 exons.
UCCAGACAUCCAACAUCGCAUGAACAACAUUAGGAUGAUCACUACAGAUCCAACCAAGACCUCCACUGACUCCAUGGGUAAAGUUACGUAUUUCUGGGACAACCCACAAAAAGUAGGCAGUCUAGUCAUUGACACAGAUGGCAGUAAAUUCUACCGGGGGCCGGGUAACGGUACCAGCAAUUACAUCACACAUGAUCGUCUGAAGAGUCGAAGCUUUAUUAAAGGACAUGAUGCCAUCUUCCUCCUCUCCCUUGAAGAUGUGACUGGACUUUUGAAGACCAGGAGACCAAAAAUCAGAGACCUGCAAUUAGAGAUUUAUGACCGUGAUGCAGAGGAGGAGCCAAAGAGACAGAUGGUUAACCCCAGAGUUCCUUUUAAAAGGACCAUGGACUAAAAUAUCCCCAUGAGAUGCAGGAUACAUCAUGAAGCCUCAAUGGAGAGAGAGAGAGAGAGAGAAAAAUCUUUCCAGAAUUUGCCAGAUUGUGUCUUCAUUACUGAGCUGGAGUGACUGAAUCAUAACUUGCAUUAAAAAUGUCUCUGAUCAAAAAAGAAAAAACCUUAUAAGUACUAUU